Mya arenaria is the source of this 3500-nucleotide messenger RNA. Its product is annotated as nephrin-like. The record is from RefSeq and is a predicted model, not a curated record. Lineage: Eukaryota; Metazoa; Mollusca; Bivalvia; Myida; Myidae. The coding region runs from base 90 to 1535 and encodes 481 amino acids. Gene Ontology annotation, molecular function: protein binding. The transcript is spliced from 9 exons.
UUAACAACAAUUUGAGCACGCCUGUAGAAAUUGAGGAAAAUUCAACAAACAAUUUGCUAUGUUUGGUAGAAGGUAACCCCGCCCCGCAUAUGUUCAUUGCAAAGGACGGUAAAACAAUACUAGAAAGACCUGAAGUAAAUCAACUUACACAUGUUAUGAAGGCUGAAUGUUCUGACACGGGAGUCUAUAAUUGCUCAGGAUACAACCAGUAUGGGACGGCGGAUAACGCUUCGGUCCGUUUGUUUGUUAAAUGCUCAGCAAGGCAACCACCAGGAGUUGAUGUGAAACUUAAUUACAUCGCCCGUCAACAUGCAAAUGUGACACUGUCGUUUACAAUAGUUGCUUACCCAGUACCAGAACCUUCAGAUUUUGUAUGGAAAAUGUGCAACAAUGAAAGUGAGGGUUUUUGUAAACCCUUGGAAGAUAACAUACAUAGAUUUGAUAUUAAGACUGAGAGCCUUUCCAGCUCUUUAACAAUACGCAACGUCACAACAGAGGAUUAUGGAAUAUACCAAUUUUCUGUGUCUAACAACAUUGGAACACGAUUAAUCGAGUGGUUGCACCUUAAACCUAUAGGAAAGCCAAAUUUGCCUACUGAUUUCCAUGUAAUCCAAGAGGAAAUAAGGGAAACAAGUGUUGUUUUGACCUGGGUUCCUGGGUUUGACAACGGGUCGCCUCAAACAUUUUACAUCACUUAUGGAAAAAAGAGAGAUUCGUCAAAGAGGAUCACAAAAUCUAUAAAACACAAAAAUGAAGCAGAGAUGAAUUACACGUUAAGAAAUUUAGAAACAGAAACGGAAUACAUCGCUUCAAUUAACGCCUCCAACGAAAGCGGAUAUUCUCAAGCAAUUAACGACACGUUCAUAACAAUGAAACAUAUUACUGGCGAACAGAAAAGUCUACCGGUUGCAUUAAUUGGCGGAGUCGUCGGUGGUGGAGUUGUUGCAGUUUUAGUUCUUAUUGGAGUGAUCUUCAUUGUGAACAAGUUCAGAACAUCAGGCUACGCCAAAAACAGAGAAAAAAUAAGAGAUGACCGAGAAAUGAGCCAACUUUCCAGUCCACAACAGGACGAUGAUGAUCUUUCAGACGUUGUGGAAAAUGAGAUGUAUGUACCUGCUGGAGAUAUGCCUCAACGGAAAGGCAAUGAAAGCCGAAGCGAUAAAAACAUGGCAAAGGCUGUUGAGGAACUUUAUGCUCAACCCCAAAAAACAACAACAUUGCAGUCAUUGAACUCAGAUAUUUAUGCAGAGGUUAAGAAAGACAAAGGAAAAGGAAUAACAAAAACCGGUCACAAGAAGCAGUACGAUAACAAGAGUUUUGAGGAUGACACGAAUGAGAAUCACGACUUUCCCGAUACGAAGAAAAAUGAGAACAAAGGCGGGUUGAUAUACGCAGAUGUACAUUUGGCGAACACUCCAAAAGGUAGGAAACGUCUCGUCGUUCAUGGUCUCGAUGACAAAACCGAAUACGCAGAAGUUGAUCUUACGAAAAAGGUGGAUCCCUUACCGAAGAGCGAAGAAGGAAAGUCAGACUAGAAAGAGAACAAUUAAUAUACCCUGAACAUUUUAAAUUACAAAACCUGAUUUGCCAACUUAUUUUUACACCUAAAUCUUUUUCAUUACUAAUUUGAGCUUAAGAAGGUGGCUCUGUAUGAAAUUAAAACCUAGACCCAAAACAACAAAAUAUUUUGUCCGUACAAAAUGUAAGACAUUGUUUAUGCGUUCCAAAUUAUGUACAUUUAAGUUUCAAUUUCAUGACAAGAGUAUGUCAAUACCCUGACGUUGACAGCUUUUUAAAGCUUCGACUGAACCAUUUCAACAUACCUAUUUGGUUUUCUUAAUAUGUUUAAUUCAAUCGUCAUUUGAAACAUAUUGGUUCUUUUAGCAUGAAAAAUGUUUUUGUUUAAUAUGUCAUGUCAUCCAUUCAGCCAUGGGUGAUAUUUUGUACGUGCUAGAUUUAUAAAAGAAUACGUUGUUUUCUGUUUAAAUUUUAGUGCUAAUGUAAUUUUAUACACAUGUAAAGGUGUAUUAUGUUUGGCGCAUUUAUAUAGCAAAAUAGUACCUUAUAUUACUUUAGCAUUAAAUGUAUGCUUUUAAUUAUUUUUUAACAUGAACAUUGCUGUCGUUUCCUUUAUGAGUUUUGGUCAGAUAUCCUGUUUUUAACAUUACAUUUCUUAAAUAUAGUUUGCUGUAUAGAUAUUAACUUUCUUGUUGAUUAAUCAAAAUUAACGAACCCUUCUGUAUGUCGUUUUGAAUGAGUAUUUAAUUGACGUAAAAGAUGACUUAAUGAAUUUUUCGUCUGCAAUUUUCAAGAAACAGCCAAUUAAAUGAUAUGUUUUCUUAAUAUAAAGCAUUGAAGAUAAAAGCGUAUGUCACUUGUGGCUUCGCUUCUCGUUAAAAUAUAUUUGUUUUUAAUAAAGAGUAAAAUACAUAUAAAUCAAACGAAUGUUAACAAAGUUCCUAAAUGCUAUUGUUGUUGUUUUUGUUGUAUCUUAUAGUGUAUUUCAUUCUUUCCUUGUUUCCAUCGAAGUAGUUUUAUCAGACAUUUCUGAAGCGUUUAUCUUUGAUAACUACAUGAACAUGUACCUAUGAAAUACAGUUUAACAUAUUAUAUCAAAAGAAUUAAAUGUAUGAACAAAAAAUCAUAGAAUCUAGUAUUCAAAUACUGCUAAUUUGAUAAGAAAAAUAGCUUUGACGUGGAAAGUAUAGAUAUAUAUAUAGUUGCAACAUGCAGUUUUACGAUUUUCACGGCAUCCCUAUGAAUAAGUUUAGAGCGAUCACAAAACUAUCAAAUGAUAAAGCGAUCAAUUGCUAACAUGUAUGAAACCUGAAUUUGAUAGGAAUGCUAUUUUGCGUGAGAGGAUUAUUUAAGAACGUUAAGAGUAUGCUGCCCUGUCCUAAAAACUGUUUUAUGUUUCAGAAAAUAAAUGAUUAAUAUUUCGAAAACAAUGACAUUCAUUAUUGUGUUUUAGUGUCAUAAUGCUUUGUCUACAUAUGGCGAAUAUAGAAUUGCAAAUAUCACUAGGUCGGUUGCUCGGAUCGUUUGUUUGUUUUUAACCCUAUAAGAUUGAGAGCUAGUUUAAGUAUUUUAUUUGAACAUUGUCAGACUCGUUGAAGUACAAUUAACUUAUAUCACCAAGAACAUUAUUAACAAGAGAAAUAGAAUCGCAAUCCUAUUUAAAAAUAAUAAUUAACCAGUCACAAGCAUGUUUUGUUAAAACAAUGGAGUAUAUGAUUGUUUUCAACGCAUUUGAUAUUAUUGACAAUUUUGAAAGUACCUUGCAUGGAGACCGACCACAAGCCAAACUCAAAUGUUGUAAAAAAAAUGCAUGCGUUUAGCAAUUUUUAGCAUUGUACUUGAGUAAAGUUUUAAAGUGAUACAAAUGAGUAAGGACCCGUUGUCCAGUUUGCUUAUUUCGUAAAACGAUUUAUUUCAGCAUUCAUUCAUUUAGGCUUUAUUGACUUUGUGGACUGCUUCUCCGAUGGGUUUUUUGUUGAUGU